Molecule: messenger RNA, 417 nt
Organism: Rangifer tarandus platyrhynchus (Svalbard reindeer)
Lineage: Eukaryota; Metazoa; Chordata; Mammalia; Artiodactyla; Cervidae
Source: the annotation of a GenBank genome assembly
AUGUUGUCAGCACACCUGUGUGGGCUGCCCUCACAAACCACCCGACCUGGGAAGGGGCGGGUAUCAAGGUAUUGCCUAGUCACUCCGUUGUGUCCCGACUCUUUGCGACCCCACAGACUUGUAGCCCCACCAGGGUCGUCAGUCCAUGAGAUUCUCCAGGCAACAAUCCUGGAGUGGGUUGUCAUUUCCUCCUCCAUCAAAAAGUUCCUUUCGGCUUUUCUGAAACAUCUCAUGAAAAGCUCAGAAUCGACUUUUUUUGGCCAACCCCAUAUCGGUCAUGAAUUCCAGGUCUUUCCUGCCCGGAAGCUCAGACACUCUUGUCAGUUGUUUUGUGGGGCGGUUUGCAACGGAGCCAUCCCCCUGCUGUUGAAGGCUCAACCCCCGUCUCUCCACGACCCCUCCUCCCAUCGUUGUUGA